Molecule: messenger RNA, 2022 nt
Organism: Henningerozyma blattae CBS 6284
Lineage: Eukaryota; Fungi; Ascomycota; Saccharomycetes; Saccharomycetales; Saccharomycetaceae
Gene: BZZ1
Product: Bzz1p
Exons: 1
Coding region: 1-2022 (673 amino acids)
Biological process (GO): regulation of actin filament polymerization
Molecular function (GO): protein binding
Source: RefSeq, a predicted model, not a curated record
AUGAGUGAACCUCUCUCUAUUGGUAACGAAAUUAAGGAUGGGUACCAAGAGACCUAUAAAUGGGUUUCUUCGAAUCUCAAAUGGCUUCAUGACAUCGAAUUGUUUUACAAAGAAAGAGCUAAAUUAGAACACGAAUAUAGUGAUAAAUUAACAAGAUUAAUUCGAGAAAAUUUAAACAAAAAAGCUGCCAAUGGUGUAGCAUUAGCAGUUGGUGAAACCCCAACAUCAACUCCUGGUUCAGUAGAAGCCACUAGCAUGGUAAGUUGGAAUGAAAUGCUAAUCCAAACUGAACAAAUCUCAAGAGAUCAUAAUCAACUUGCUGUUGAUUUGGAAAACCAAGUGGCAGGCCAAUUAUCUAGUUUAUAUACCAAAUUAGACACUACUCUCACCAGAAUUAAUGGGUUUUAUGAAGAAAUGUCCGAAAGGAAACAAGACACUUAUUCUGCGUUAGAAAAGGCAAAACGAAAUUAUGAUGAGGCAUGUGUAUCAAUGGAACAGGCCAGAAAUAGACACACUAAAUCUUCUACAGAGAAGAACCAAAAAAAAAUUACGGAAAAAAAAAUAGAAAUGAAUAUGGCUAAAAAUGACUAUUUAAUUAAGAUUAGUCAAGCUAAUAGAAUAAAGGAUAAAUAUUUUUUCCAAGAUAUUCCAGAAAGUUUGGAUUUAUUGCAAGAUCUUAAUGAGGUCAGAGUAGUUUUCUUAAAUGACAUUUGGAAACAAGCAAAUAAUUUUGAAGUGUCAUUUGCUGACAAAAUCAAAACUAGAGCAGAUGCCGCUGAUGUUGUAGUCUCUCAAAACAAACCAUCCAUGGCUUCUGCAAUGUUUAUUAAGCAUAACAUCAAACAAUGGAAUGAACCAUCAGAUUUCACUUUCCAGCCUUCACCAGUUUGGCAUGACGAAGCUCAAUUUAUUGUUAAAAAUCAAUAUGAAAUUGAUGACUUAAGAUAUAAAUUAGCUCAAGCUGAAAAAGAUUUAGAUAGAAUGAAUCAAAUGACACAAAAUGAAAUGUCAAUCUUAUCCAAAUUGAAUAAAAAAAAACAUGAGUUCAAGGCUAACGAGGAAAAUUUGAAUGAUGGGAAUGAAUAUUAUGAUAUAUUGAAAAGCUAUUUGGCCGCUGUUUCCCCAUUUACAAAUCAUGAAACCUUGAAGUUAUUGGCUGAAGUUCAAAUUGAAAGUAUUCAAAAUAAUACACCAGAUGACAUAGACCUUUCUACUGAUGGAGUUGAUUUAUCUAAAGUUAAGAAGAAGUCAGGAGGUAGUGUGUUUGGAAAAUUAAAAUCAGGGUUUUCAAUGCCAGACUCAGUACCUUUGACUGGUGGUGGUGGCCCUCAUUUACCUUCAGGUAGAAACUUGACUCAUGGUAUAAGUACUCCAAAAUUAUCCUUUUUUGGAUCUAAUACAUUACAUAGAAAAAAAAGCUCUAAAGCACCAAUUCCUAUACCAGAUGCUUCUCCAGCACGCUCAACAAAUAAUUAUGAUUCUGAUUCAUCUAAUGACGAUUCUCCAGUUUCCAUCUCUGGCCGUUCAAGUAAUCAUUCAAUAAGACACACAAAAUCAAAUAUUAGCACACUUUCUGCAAAUAACAAGAUGUAUUCUACUGCGAAUAGUAGUAAAGUUUUGUAUGCUUAUACAAAGGAUGAUGAUGAUGAAGUAUCUAUUAAUCCUGGUGAUUCAAUUGAUGUCGUAGAAAAAGAUACAGGAUCAGGAUGGACUAAAAUCAAUAAUCAUUCCACUGGAGAGAUUGGGCUGGUCCCUUCAUCCUAUUUGGAAACUGUCGAGGCGAAACCUGCUAAAGCUCCUGCUCCAGCCGCACCACCUUCUAGGAGAACUACCGUCCUUAUAAGAACUAUGGUUGCCUUAUAUCCAUAUGAGGCACAAGGUGACGAUGAAAUGUCUCUGGCAGUUGGCGAUACUAUUAAAGUUAUUAAACCUGACGAUGGUAGUGGAUGGACUUUUGGUGAAUUAAACAACAAACAGUCCCUAUUUCCCACAAGUUAUUGCAAAUACACUGACGCCGAAUAA